AUGGCGGGGAAGGCACCCUUGUGUGCUUUCUUCCUCCUCUUGCUAUCGACAUCAGCAGCAGCAAUCAGGCCUGCGAGAUCAGUGGCGGCGACGGCUAGGAGAGCGGCACUGGAGAAUGGCCUUGGCCGGACUCCACAGAUGGGUUGGAAUAGUUGGAACCACUUCCACUGCAAAAUAAACGAAGAGAUAAUUCGAGAAAUCGCUGAUGCUAUGGUGGAUAAUGGCCUCGCAAAGCUUGGUUAUGAGUAUAUCAACAUAGAUGAUUGCUGGGCAGCUUAUGAUAGGGACUCCCAGGGCAAUCUAGCUGCAAAUGCGUCAACAUUCCCAUCGGGAAUACCAGCCUUGGCAAACUAUGUGCAUGGAAAAGGGCUCAAGCUAGGGAUCUAUGGUGAUGCAGGGUCACGGACUUGCAGCAAAUUGAUGCCCGGUUCUCUUGGGUACGAAGACAAAGAUGCAAAAACCUUCGCAUCUUGGGGAGUCGACUACUUAAAGUAUGACAACUGCAACAACCAGGGAAUAAGUCCUCAGCUAAGAUAUAACACGAUGAGCAAAGCACUUCUGAAUUCUGGGAGGAAUAUUUUCUUCUCCCUCUGUGAAUGGGGGGUGGAUGACCCAGGGACAUGGGCAGGUGGUGUAGGAAACAGUUGGAGAACUACGGGUGACAUCAAGGACACUUGGGCAAGCAUGACAGCUAUUGCCGACAAGAAUGACAAGUGGGCAUCAUAUGCUGGCCCUGGUGGAUGGAAUGACCCAGACAUGCUAGAAGUUGGAAAUGGGGGGAUGACAACAGAAGAGUACCGCUCCCAUUUCAGCAUAUGGGCUCUAGUGAAGGCACCCCUCUUGAUUGGCUGUGACAUCCGCUCAAUGAGCAAAGAAACCAAGGAAAUCCUCAGCAAUGAAAAUGUCAUUGCAGUUAACCAAGAUGAGCUUGGGGUACAAGGGCACAAAGUGCAACAAGAUGGAGACCAAGAAGUAUGGGCCGGUCCACUGAGUGGAGGUAAAAUUGCUAUUGUCCUAUGGAACAGAGGAUCAACCAAAGCAUCCAUCACUGCCAGCUGGAGCAGCAUUGGUCUGAAUGCAUCGACUGUCGCUGAUGCUCAUGAUCUGUGGACAGAUGGGGUUAUAUCAUCAGUUCAAGGAGAACUAAAUGAAACAGUGGAUUCUCAUGCUUGCAAGAUGUAUGUUGUGACACCAAAAUAGAAUGGAUCUUCAACACAUGUUAUGUCAUAGAACAAAUCAAUUCGAAAAAUAUAAAUGUAACACAAUAAAUUCACAAGGAUUCUUGCUUGUGUGACUCAACACGAAAAACACCUAGGAUCAAACAAAGUGAGUAUACUGUGGCCAUAUAUUUUACCAGUAAAUGAUGAGCUUUUAUUUUUGACGAGGUAA
This is a messenger RNA of Panicum virgatum (switchgrass), 1389 nucleotides long. RefSeq names its product alpha-galactosidase-like. Gene Ontology annotation, molecular function: hydrolase activity, hydrolyzing O-glycosyl compounds. NCBI's taxonomy places the organism in Eukaryota, Viridiplantae, Streptophyta, Magnoliopsida, Poales, Poaceae. Bases 1 to 1200 code for a protein of 399 amino acids. The record is from RefSeq and is a predicted model, not a curated record. Gene Ontology annotation, biological process: carbohydrate metabolic process. The transcript is spliced from 15 exons.